Molecule: messenger RNA, 2258 nt
Organism: Ictalurus furcatus (blue catfish)
Lineage: Eukaryota; Metazoa; Chordata; Actinopteri; Siluriformes; Ictaluridae
Gene: bmf2
Product: BCL2 modifying factor 2
Exons: 4
Coding region: 199-693 (164 amino acids)
Biological process (GO): negative regulation of autophagy; positive regulation of apoptotic process; apoptotic process
Cellular component (GO): myosin complex
Source: RefSeq, a predicted model, not a curated record
CAAACAGGUUGAACAUCGGCGAGGAGGAGAAGAAGAAGAAGGAGGACAAGAGGAGGAGAAGAAGAGGAGGUCUGAGCGUGAAGUGCACUCGGAUUUACACUUCAAACUGGACAUAUCAGCUCUGCCUUUAUCCACCUAGACACAUUUAAUAACAUACAAUAGAAAAGACAAGAAAAAAGUGGCGGGUGAUUUCCGCUGAUGGAGGAUGACGAGGAGGAUACCCCUUUACAGAUUACAUCCAAUCAGACCGAGAUCGCAGACACCAGACGAGGGAACAUGCCGCUGAUUCAGACGACGCCACGCUUCCGGAACUCGGGCUCCGUCCCAAACGCAGUCAGUCCGCUCCACCGUUCCCUCCACGGAGCCGUGGGUUUGGGGUUCCUGUCUACACCGUCGGGAUCCGCAGAUGAUUCGCAAGCGCUUCUUCACAAUUUAAUCUUCCGCGUCCCGUCUGCGUCAGAGGAAUCGGGAGAAGAAGAACCGCAGGAUGAAGGGAAAGGGGAAGAGAGGGAAGACGAUAGGACGAACGUGGAAGUGCAGAUCGGACGGAGGCUGCGUGAGAUCGGAGAUGAUUUUCAGCAGGAGCACAUGCAGCUGUUCCUGCAGUAUCGGAGGAACCGGCAGGCGAUUUGGUGGCAUUUAGCAACGACGCUUUUCGACUUCCUGUUUCCGAGGGAGUUCAUCGGACACUGAGGAAGUCAAAGUCAGCUUUGAAUCCUCCUCCUCUGGGUCCUAGUGUCUGCCCUUGGGUUCCCAUAAACAGGCCUUUUGAAGUGAACUUGGAAAACGGACAGGACGUGAGAACGAGUGCGAGUCGCCGCUGGACGGAGACGGUGUCCCCGCUACUACUCACAAAGAAGCCAUCUUUAAAAUGGAGCUAGUUUUAUGUUGUUUUUUUUUUGUUUUGUUGUUGUUUUUUUUUUUAGUAGCUUAUUUUAAUUUUGCUUAUUAGUCUGCGAAUGCCUUACAGUGGAUUGAGUUAAGAAGCAAAAAAACAAAACAAAAAAUGCUUCAGAGAUCGAAGGACUUCAGGAAAGUUCCAGAAAUUUAGAAAAUAUGAAGGAACAGCCUCAAAAAACUCAACGACAAACCUUUUUUUAAAUUUUUUUAUUUUUUAAAAACUUCUUACUGGUUGUUUUUUUUUGUUUGUUUUUUAAAAACAACAACUUUUUUACCGUCUUUGAGACAGCUUUUCAGCACAAGUUUUAUUGAACAGUUCAUUUUUUUGAACAAAAAACAAAAGUCUCUUUGGAAUGAAAACAUCAUCAAUGCACGUCUAUCGCCUUAAAAUCAAUUUUUAACAUCUGAGCCUUUAAGAUCCUCAGGGCUGAGAGACAUUUUCACUAUCGUAAUUAUUCUCAAGAUUUUAUACUCGCUUUACCGAGACGUUUUGUCUCGGAACUUUUUCUCAGUCUGAGCUGGAUGAUUUUUUAACCGCGACUUUUAUCGCUUACUGAAAUUUUCUUUGUGAAAUAUCAGAAAUUCUGUCCAUUUUUAAUUACAAAAAAACUUAAACCUGUGAGUUUUUAACUAGGCCCCAAGUUCAUAAAAUUGAAAUCAGAAAUUUAAGGACAUUACAAAUUUGUGAAUAUGUUUACUGUCAGGUUUACAAGUAUAAUUUUACCUCCAAAACGUUUUUACUUCAUCACUUUUUUAGAAUAAUAAAUGUUGUUAUAAAAAAAUGUAACUACAGAAUUUUUGUAUGAAGCACAAAUUCGCUUUUUUCAGAAACUCAGAUUUGAAAUCCGGACUGUAAAUCAUUAUUAUAAAAUGAUUCCAAAUUUGGAACUAAUUCAGCGCCGUAAAAGUAAUACUGUCGCAUGUCCAAUCAACAAUCGGAAAUGAGCUUAAAAUCGGAUUUUGAAUAUUUCCUCUGAUGUACAAUCCUGCAGUUCUGAUGAGAAACUUGGUUAAAGUUUGAAGAGCUGCGUUUAUGUAUAAAAACUCCACUGCUGUUAAACGGGUUGUAAAAAAACUGUCAGUUGGUUUAGUUUUUUUUUUUUUUUUAAUUGAAAGAUUUAAAAGAAAUAAUCUAAUGAAAUGUAAAAUAUGGGAGAAUAAAUAAGAGAAAAUGCACUAAUUUACGUAAAGUUUUCUCUGAAGCCAUUAAUGAAUGAAUUAUGGUGCAUUUUUUUUUUUUUAUUGCUCUUCCCAAAACCUUAUAAAGGCCCUUUUUCAUCAAAGCUGAGAACAUAGAUGUCUUCUUAUAAUUAUUUGUAAAUUAUAUGAAAAUAAAAUAAAUAAAUAACCUUAAAGUC